AUGGACUCGAGCAGUGACAAUGCAAGCAAGAAACGAACAAGAAAGUGGCAUCAGCGGGGGUUUUCGGGCUGCUCGACAUGCAAAAAGAGACAUGUCAAGUGUGACGAGACGGCACCGGCAUGUUUGAACUGCACCAGACGUGGUAUAGAAUGUGACGGUGCCCACCAGAACGCUACAUUCAAAGUAUACAUGCAAACACCACCUGUACCUGCCUCGAGUCAAGAAAUGACAAAGGCCCACGGGCCUGCUACAGCCAACGGCAACUACAUGCAAUCAAUCGAUAUGAAGGAGAACUACCUAGCCCAGAACAAAGACGGCUCGCAGAAUGGAACAUUGGGCUUUGAUGAAGGAAUAUACUAUUCUUACUUUGUGGAGACAGCGUCUACAUUUCUCUCCAGAUACGAAACACCAUACCACUCGAAUCCGUUCAGAAGCAUGUUCCCACAAUAUGCAUGUACGUCCAGGAUACUAUCCAAAGCGAUGGGCGCCGUGGGGGCACUUCACCUUGCAAACACGACUGCCGGCCAGGAUAGAGCCGUGCAUCUCCACCAUGCCAUGAAUGUGUAUGGGGAAAUUGUGCAGUCUCUCGGGCAAGCCUGGAGUAACCCUAGAUGCCACUUCAAACUUGCGGAUUUUGCAACUUGUUUGCUUCUAUGCGUCUUCGAGGUCGAAAACUGGAAGGUGCAUCUAGCUGGAGCUCGGGAUAUCUUCAACUCGCUUGACUCCUCAACAGCGGCACUAUCACGCGGGCAAACCAAUCCUCUGGACCAACCAUUCAAUGAUUUCCUAGUCUCUCUGAUGGAGUAUCUUGAAGUUGUGGGUGCGAUAUCCACAAAUGAAGGAAUGACACAGCGAGUCCCUUACCGUGAAGUCUAUGGCAACGGACAGCAAAUCCCUUUUGAAUCCCCAACAAUUAACUCAGGGCGUUAUGCCCUCUCCAACAAUAUACGCCACGCCUGGACUGAAUUAUUAGGUAUCAAAGCAGAUAUCAAUUCGUUCCACGGCGCAAAGAGCCAUGGCAUGUUAGCAAGAGACGAAGACAGUAUCCGCCGAGGCUUGGAAACCAGACUAGCAUCAUGGGAAGCAGCCUUCUGGUUCAAGGGUAUAUCCGAUAUUCAUGAGAAUGACAGCUUGCCGGAAAUCAUAGCAUUUGUCAAAGCUCAUGAACAAGCAACGAUAAUCUACUUGCACAGGGUUAACGCCAGCGGACGCCAGAGAACACACCACUCACCUGCACAUGUGCGAACCGCAGUGCGCCGCAUCUUAUCACUGGCAAAGAGGAAUGCAAGGGGAAUUGGAAGACUAGCCAUGCAUUGGUCCAUGUACAUGGCUAGCCUAGAAGCUGUGGAUGAACAUGAUCAAGCCUUUAUAAAAGAAUGGUAUGAGGAAACCACCUCCUUUGGGUUCAGAGUUCGUCACUUCAUCAUAUAA
Molecule: messenger RNA, 1431 nt
Organism: Trichophyton verrucosum HKI 0517
Lineage: Eukaryota; Fungi; Ascomycota; Eurotiomycetes; Onygenales; Arthrodermataceae
Product: C6 finger domain protein, putative
Exons: 2
Coding region: 1-1431 (476 amino acids)
Biological process (GO): positive regulation of transcription by RNA polymerase II
Cellular component (GO): nucleus
Molecular function (GO): DNA-binding transcription factor activity, RNA polymerase II-specific; zinc ion binding; transcription cis-regulatory region binding
Source: RefSeq, a predicted model, not a curated record